AUGCAGACGUCCACACAAAGAUCUCCCUACACAGAGACCUCCCUACACAGAGACCUCCCUACACAGAGACCUCCCUACACAGAGACCUCCCUACACAGAGACUUCCCUACACAGAGACCUCCCUACACAGAGACCUCCCUACACAGAGACCUCCCUACACAGAGACAUCCCUACACAGAGACCUUCCUACACGGAGACCUCUCUACACGGAGACCUCCCUACACAGAAACCUCCCUACACAGAGACCUCCCUACACAGACACCUCCCUACAUAGACACCUCCCUACACAGAGACUUCCCUACACAGAGACCUCCCUACACAGAGACCUCCCUACACAGAGACCCCCCUACACAGACACCUCCCUACACAGACCUCCCUACACAGAGACCUCCCUAUACAGAGACCUCCCUACACAGAGACCUCCCUACACAGACACUUCCCUACACAGAGACCUCCCUACACAGAGACCUCCCUACACAGAGACCCCCUACACAGACACCUCCCUACACAGACCUCCCUACACAGAGACCUCCCUACACAGACACCUCCCUACACAGAGACCUCCCUACAGAGACCUCCCUACACAGAUACCUCCCUACACAGAUACUUCCCUACACAGAGACUUCCCUACACAGAGACCUCCCUACACAGAGACCCCCUACACAGAGACCUCCCUACACAGAUACUUCCCUACACAGAGACUUCCCUACACAGAGACCUCCCUACACAGAGACCCCCUACACAGAGACCUCCCUACACAGAGACCCCCUACACAGACACCUCCCUACACAGACCUCCCUACACAGAGACCUCCCUACACAGACACCUCCCUACACAGAGACCUCCCUACAGAGACCUCCCUACACAGAGACCUCCCUACACAGAUACUUCCCUACACAGAGACUUCCCUACACAGAGACCUCCCUACACAGAGACCCCCUACACAGAGACCUCCCUACACAGAUACUUCCCUACACAGAGACUUCCCUACACAGAGACCUCCCUACACAGAGACCCCCUACACAGAGACCUCCCUACACAGAUACCUCCCUACACAGACACCUACCUACACAGAGACCUCCCUACACAGAGACCUCCCUACACAGAGACCUCCCUACACAGAUACCUCCCUACACAGAGACCUCCUUACACAGAGACCUCCCUACACAGAGACCUCCCUACACAGACACCUCCCUACACAGAGACCUCCCUACACAGACACCUCCCUACAGAGACAUCCCUACACAUAGACCUCCCUAUACAGAGACCUCCCUAUACAGAGACCUCCCUACACAGAGACCUCCCUACACAGAGACCUCCCUACACAGACAUCUCCCUACACAGACAUCUCCCUACACAGAAACCUCCCUACACAGAGACCUCCCUACACAGAGACCUCCCUACACAAAGACCUCCCUACACAGAGACCUCCCUACACAGAAACCUCCCUACACAGAGACCUCCCUACACAGAGACCUCCCUACAGAGACCUCCCUACACAGACCAGUAGAGAGCCAGGAUGAGUUAAGCGGCCAUUUGGGCUCCAUCCUAUCAGAUCGCUGUGUGACAACAUGGCGUUGCAUGUAG
Molecule: messenger RNA, 1587 nt
Organism: Coregonus clupeaformis (lake whitefish)
Lineage: Eukaryota; Metazoa; Chordata; Actinopteri; Salmoniformes; Salmonidae
Product: repetitive proline-rich cell wall protein 2-like
Exons: 2
Coding region: 1-1587 (528 amino acids)
Source: RefSeq, a predicted model, not a curated record